Acytostelium subglobosum LB1 is the source of this 2691-nucleotide messenger RNA. RefSeq lists its product as hypothetical. The coding region runs from base 1 to 2691 and encodes 896 amino acids. Lineage: Eukaryota; Evosea; Eumycetozoa; Acytosteliales; Acytosteliaceae. The record is from RefSeq and is a predicted model, not a curated record. The transcript is spliced from 3 exons. Gene Ontology annotation, molecular function: RNA binding.
AUGUCUACAUCGACUACGACGUCGACAUCGACGUCAGCAACAGGAGAGUCAGCAGCAGAGUCAUUAAAGAAACAGAUUUAUAUUAGUAAUCUGGGAUUCGAUACUACUACCGAUCAGUUGGAAGAGUACUUCUCAUCGAUUGGUCCAAUCAAGAGAUCAUUCAUCGUCACCAAACCAAAUGAUAAGACAAGAUGUGCUGGUACUGCCUUCCUCUGGUUCGCACUCGAGGAGCAUGCCGCCAAGGCCAUCAAAGAGAAGAAUCGUCAACAAUUCAACAAUCGAAAGAUUAAAGUUGAGGCUGCCAAGCCCAAGCGUGACACUCCCCAGCAGAACUCGAGAGGACAGAAGGGUGCGAAUGAUGAGAAACAGCCACAACAGCAGCAGCAACAGCAACAACAGACACAACAGCCACAGCAGCAGCCACAACAACCCCAACAGCAGUCAGGUAGAGUCACGAUUAUAAUCAACAAUUUCAAUGAGGAGGAUAAGACAAAGGCAGCAGAGAUCAUUGGUAUCAAGCCUGCUACUAUACACUCAAUCAAACUGAUUCAGUUCUCUGAUGCCACCGUACGACUGAUGUGUUGGGAUCACAAGGGUGCCACUGAGGUCAUGUCCAAACUGGCCACAGUCAAACUCCAUGGCAAGCCACUUAUCUUUGCCCGUGAGACUGAAGAGAUGAACCAUGAGCUAGUACUCCGUAACCUACCAUUCACUGUAAAUAUCAAGAUGAUCAAGGACAAGUUCCAACCUUAUGGAGAUAUAUUGUUGGUUAAGUUGCCAACGAAGCAGGCUGCUGGUGAGAAGGCACAACAGGUGGCAAAGGGCUUUGGUUUCAUAUUGUUCACAACAAGGAAGAGCGCUGAGAACGCUAUGAAGGAGCUGAAUGGAUCAAAGUUUGGCCAGAGACCAUUCGCCAUCGAUUGGUCCAUCUCAAAUGACAAGUACAAGGACAUCAAGGUGAAGCAAGAGGAGGAGAAGGCAAAGGCCGCCGCUGCCGCUGUCAAGAAGGCAGAGGAUGACGAGGACAACGAAGAUGAGGCCAAGGAAGAGGGAGAAGGAAAGACCGUGGACUUUAAUGAUGAUGGCGAGGAAGAAGGUGAUGAGGAGAAGGUUAAAUUCGAAGGCAACGAAGAUGAGGACGAUGACGAGGAGAUGGACGACGACAAAGAAGACGAGGGCAUGGAGGACGAUGACGAUGAUGAGGUCGAGAACAUGGACGAGGAAGGAGAGGGAGACGAUGACGAGUCAGACUUUAGCGAGUAUGAUGACGAUAAAUUCGAUGCCGAGACAAAGAGAGACAGGAUUGAGAGGGAGAGACAGGAGAGACUGGAGAUGGCUGACAGGAAUAAGAAGGAGAUGGACGAGGGCAAGACAUUGUUCAUCAGAAAUGUCUCAUUCGACACGACCCAGGCAGACCUCGAGACAAAGUUUGAGGAGUUUGGCAAGCUCAAGUUCGCCAGAUUGGUCAUUGAUCAGGUCACCAACAAGCCCACUGGAAAAGCCUUUGUCAAGUACCUGUCACUGGACUCUGCCAAGAAGGCAUUGGAAGCCGCCAAAAUAGUCAACCUGUUCGACCCAUCCAAGGAUCUCACCGACGACAAGGAGCGCGAGAGACAGCGUGCCAAGAAGGAGAAGAAGAACGACUUCACCAUGUCCACACUGCUGCAAGGUGGCAUCAUGGUCAAUGGUCGUGCCCUCAUCAUCAACAGUGCCGUCGAUCAUCAGAAGGCCAGAGAGUUCAAGGACAACAAGGUGGCCAAGGUCGACAAGAAGAACAAAAAGCUGCUGGACAUUGGCAAGGUGUUGCCACAGUCUGAGCUGGGUCAGACCUUCAACGACCGCGACUGGCAGAUCAGAAACGUUGCUGAGCGUGAGGCCAACACUAAGCUCAAGCUCAACCCCAACUACUACGUCUCGCCCACUCGUCUAUGUUUCAGGAACCUUCCCAACUACGUCACCGACAGCCAACUCAAGGCUGUUUGCUUCCGAACCCUCAAGGAGAAGAAGACCAAGGCAAAGAUUAUUUGUGCCAAGGUUGCUGUUGACAAGGAGAGAUUGAACGCUGCUGGAAAGCCAAAGUCAAAGGGAUACGGAUUCGUUGAGGUGGACGACCAUCAGGCCGCACUGGACCUCUUGCACUCAUUGAACAACAGCACAAAGGUGUUCAAUGGUACCGAUGGCAAGGAGAGCAGGACAUUCAUCCAGUUCUCCAUCGAGGAUGCCCGUGCCGUCAAGAAGCAGAAGGAGAUCAUGGAGAAGAUUCACAGGAACAACAUCGAGAAAAACAAGGAGGCCUUCAAGCUGAAGAAGGAGAAGAAGGCACAGGACAAGGAGAAUGGCGUCAAGCAUUUGGGUCGUGGCGCCAAGCAGCGUGAGAAGAAGCGUCUGCUCAGAGAGCAAGGCAUCGAUACGUCAAAGAAGAAGAGGCAGACCAUAAGUGAGGCCGAUAAGAAGUUGUUGGCCGAGGCCAAGGAGGAGCAGAAGGAGCUGCCUCAACAUGUCCAAGAGAAGAUGCUGAGGAAACUAAAGCAACAAAACACGACUGCUACUGCUGUCAAGUCAACAAACAACAAGAAGAGAAAGCAGGCAGAUGACGCUGAUGAUAUCGACGAAGACAUCGCUCCAUCAUCAUUCACUCGUCCAGUUGAUGGCAGUCUGAAGAAGCAAAAGAAGAGAUGGUCCGAUUAUUAA